Ogataea polymorpha is the source of this 3841-nucleotide messenger RNA. RefSeq lists its product as uncharacterized. The record is from RefSeq and is a predicted model, not a curated record. Gene Ontology annotation, cellular component: cytoplasm. Gene Ontology annotation, biological process: actin filament organization; peptidyl-threonine phosphorylation; actin cortical patch assembly. The transcript has a single exon. Gene Ontology annotation, molecular function: ATP binding; protein serine/threonine kinase activity. The coding region runs from base 1571 to 3841 and encodes 756 amino acids. Lineage: Eukaryota; Fungi; Ascomycota; Pichiomycetes; Pichiales; Pichiaceae.
AUUUUGCCAGACAUGAGUUAAGAAAAUAAAAAAAAAAAUAAUUCUACGGUGAGGCAAUUGAAAAACGGGAGGCAUUCAGGGCAUAGAUGGGAUACGGCGCACCUGAAAAGCACUAUGUGAGAGCUGGAAUUUUUCUCACCAUUGUCGUCGUUUUUCGGUUGCCAAAUGGUGGCAGAUACCCAAGUUAUGGUAUGUCUGGCUAGAGCUUAUAACCCGGCUGUGCUGCGAAUUUUUUCACCUGUUUUCCAUGAAGGCAGCUUUCGUUUCCAGUUUCAAUUGCAACGAUUGGGCGCUGGGUUUGGCUGCUGUGGCCGAUAAUGUUGCGGUUGCAGCAUCCAGUGGUAAGAUCCACGUUCUAUCCAAAACCCUUCAAAGUACCAGCACCCUCAGUGCACAUUCACGCUCCAUCAAUAAAAUCAGGGCCCUGGACUCGUACACCUUUGCGAGCUGCUCAAACGACGGUACCGUGAAGGUCUGGGACGCGAGAACGAACCGCGAGACACUCAUGCUUUCCAACGCCCGCCAAUUGCCGUUUCUAUCCCUCGACACCAGCUACAACUUGUUGGUAGCAGGAACAGAGCUCAGUGGGUCCGACUCGGAGCUGAUUCUCUGGGACCUGCGCAAGCCAACGCAGCCGUUGAGGACGUUUAUUGAUUCGCACAACGACGACAUCACCGAGGCGCGGUUCCACCCGUCCAGCAGACAGCUGCUUUUGAGCGGGUCGACAGACGGCUACGUGAAUAUUUACGAUCUUUCGGUGCCCGAGGAGGACGACGCUUUGCUGCAGGUGAUCAACUUCACGUCGAUCCAUUCCGCAAACUUUCUCUCGCCAAACAGAAUAUACACUCUGUCGCACAUGGAGACGUUUGCGGUGCACGAGCUGAACGACCACCGCACCGAGGAGCACAUCGAGCCACAGCCAAAACAGUUUGGCGACGUUCGCGAAAAGUGGGGGUGCGAGUACGUGGUGGAUCUGCAGGCUCCGGGCUAUGUUUUCUGCGGGUCGAAUUCGAAGCACGAGCUGAAGAUGCACCGUUUCGACCCUGCUGUGGAGAACUUUGACUUUUCGGGCGAGUCACCCGUAUAUUUCCCCGAUGCACAUGGCGAGGAGGUGGUCCGUGACGCGCUGGUGCUGGAUAAUAUGGUGUACACUGCCGGCGAGGACAAUUUGGUGAAGCUGUGGAAAACACCGUGCCUUCUGGCGGAUACGAGCGCUGCGUUCUUCAGCAGCGCGCCACAGCCCGUUGAGACGAAGCAGCAGGAGCCAAAGCCCGAGUCGGACAGAAAACACAGGAAAAAGAAGCACAAGAAGGACUCCAAGAGAUUCAGGCCGUACUGAGGAAAAGGUGUGUGUGCGCGCACGACUUUUUCUGAGUUGUUUUUAAAUGUUAAAAAAUAAAACCAGCUGUACAUUAAAGGUGGUUGAGGCUGCAAGCACACUAGAGGGAAUUGCCGCUUGUGAACCACUGAAUCAAACUAACCGAGGCCCGAAUACCAGGCGGCAGUAGCAAGACGCCCACAGCUUUCCUUUUUGUAUAUUUUUCAAGUGUGAUUUCGGCCUCGAAUAGCCAUGACCGCUGGAGCCCCGCCCUUGGUAUAUGAACCGGGCACCGUGUUGACUGUGGGCUCGCACAAAGUUGUCAUUGAGAAGUACUUGUCCCAGGGAGGUUUUGCGCACGUGUACACUUGCCGUAUCAGUCCUGCCUGGCGAAAUCAGAAAAUAGCAUGUCUGAAAAGAGUGGCGGUGCCCGACAAGCCAACGCUGAACGUGCUUCGCCAGGAGGUCGACGCCAUGAGACGUCUCCAGGGGAAGAGCUGCAUUGUGUCGUACAUUGACUCGCACGCUUCGCGGAUGGCCAAUGGGGUCGGAUACGAGGUGUUCCUGCUGAUGGAGUAUUGUUCUGGAAACGGCUUGAUCGAUUACAUGAACACGCGGCUGGUGAACAAGCUGAAGGAGCCGGAGAUUCUGCAGAUCAUGGGUGAGAUCACGGAGGGUGUGGCGCACAUGCACGCUCUGAAUCCCCCGCUAAUCCACAAGGACAUCAAGAUCGAAAACGUGCUGCUCUCCAGCGACAGACACUACAAGUUGUGCGAUUUCGGGUCCGCGUCGCCACCAUUGAGACCGCCCCGCAACGUUGAGGAGUUCGAGAUUCUCCAGAACGACAUAAUGAAACACACUACACCCCAGUACCGGUGUCCGGAAAUGAUAGACCUGUACAAAGGACAGCCGAUCGACGAGAAGUCGGAUAUCUGGGCGUUGGGCGUGUUUUUAUAUAAGCUCUGCUACUACACAACACCUUUCGAGCAGAAUGCCAUCAACGGCAACGGCAACGGUGGGGGCGGCGAGUAUGCUAUUCUUCACGGCCUGUACUCGUUCCCUCCCUCUCCCCCGUACAGCACAAGAUUGAAGAACGUCAUUGCGAGAUGUCUGAUGGUAGACCCGAAGAAGAGACCGACCGUUUUCCAGCUGUUGGAGGAAGUUUGCAAGAUGCGCGGUGUUCCGUACCCGAACAUCGCCAAGACCACGGACCAGACCAGAAACCUCCAUGCUGUGCAACCGCCGCCCAUGCCGCGUCGGCCUGCCACGACAGAAGAGCUGGUUGGUCCUUCGGUGAAAACAGAUAUGGCCAGCAACUCUUCCAGGGAGCAUGUGUUGCAGAAGUCCUACUCUGAGAAAAUCAUGGCGCACAACUUGACUGCGCAGGACCCGUUUGCAAGGCUCGACAAAACCAAGUUUGUGACGGCAUCCAAUAACAAAUCCACGUCGGAUCUUGCGCAGUCGUUUGCGCGUCCCGAAGUCACCAGAAGGUCCUCGUCCAAGUCGCGGCCGCUCAGCAUGUCUGCCGCGAGUCUACACAAAGCAGCGUCUGGCCCCGUGUCGCACGCUGACCUCAUCGACGGCAUGACUAGAGAGGAGGUGGUGGAGCUGUCUCCAAACCACCACAACAAUAUCAACAGCUCUGUCGACUUCAUCAAGAGCGCCACUCCUCAGAGAACAGGCGACAGCUUCAAGUCGCGCUUAGCGAGCCUGAAGACAUCCAACACCGGCCACCACAAGCGGUCGAGCAUUUCAUCGAUCAAGGACCUUUUGACCGGCGGCAGAUCGCGCGAAUCGAGCAGAAACCCAUCCUACUCUUCCAUAAAGAGCAGAAACGCGUCCGGUUCGAACCGCAGCACAGACUCGCUGCAGGAGUUCACGACGAUCCACCGCGCGCAUUCGAACUCGAGCUCCUCAGCGUCGGAAACGUUCAUCGAGGACGAGCAGACCACGCCGCGCGCAGAAAAGCCAAGCGUGCCUGCGCACCGGCCACCAAAGCGGUCAAACUCGAUCCAACGUAGAGUGCACAUGCUCCUGAACCGCAAGCCGUCGCCACCUCCGGCGAAAACGGCACACGGGUACGGCAAAUACACCGACAAUAGCAACAUGCCGCCGCCGGCGAAGCCCAAGGUCAACAAGAUCCCGAUCAAGGUGAUCACGCCGUCGAGAACGACAAACACCUCGCCGCCGCCGUUUGCCACGCCAAGCUCGAUAGCCACGUCCCCUUACUCGCCGCUGUCUGCGUCGUCGUCCUACAGAGAUGCGGGCGAGAAGCUGAGCUACCAGGACGCGGUGCUGAGUCGCGUCAACAGCGUCGGCUCGUCAACCCCGUCAACCCCGUUGCGGAACAGAGCAAAGACAAGCUCGAAGAAACCGCCUCCUCGGCCAAAGAAACCAGAGCAUCUGAGCUCCAACAAGUCGACGCCGCAGAAGCCGCUGCCGCCCGCCCGCAACAGCUUCAGCGACGACGACGUCGAGGCGCUCGAAAGACGCUUCUACGAGAAGUUUCCCAGUGCAUUAUAG